GAGGGACAGACAGGCAGACAGACAGACAGACAGAGACAGAGAGAUACAGAGGGGUCAGGGAAUGUUAAAUACAGAGAGUAACAGAUACGGAAAGCACAAAACCAUGAUACAGACCGAAAGAGUGAGGAGGUAAAGAGGAGAGAGAGAAAGAUUGAAUUAUUCGAAUUUCUAGAUAAAAAAAAAGGGGGGGAUGCCUUGAGUGCAACGAAGUUAUGAGGUUGAAUACACUUUGUUGUCGUCUGGUAUUCUCGGAUAUACAAUUGCAGGGUUUAAGGUAGAGUUUGAAGAGCCUUGAACAAAUCAUUUGGACUUUUAAUUCGGACCCUUUUAUAUUGCUGUUAAAGCUACCACUAGGAUUACUUACCUUAUCCAAAACAAGGAGUGUUAUUCCAAGAUCAAUUGUACGAUUACAUGAUUGCAGGACGUGAAUCGGUGCCACUUUACAAUGGGUUGUAGGAACUCAUCUAUCGAGAAGAAGUUGUCAUUGGAGACUGAUAACAGAAACUUAGCACAAAUAAAUACGCGUCCCAUAAAAGAAAGACCUCCUUUUAACGAAAGUCAAAAACAACUAAUUCGAAAGUCGUGGAAAGUUAUUCAAGCUGAUAUAGCAAAAGUCGGUGUGAUAACAUUUCUCAGGUUAUUCGAAAAAUACCCAGAUGUUCAAGAUAUAUUUAUUCCAUUCAAAGGUCAAAGCCUUGAAGAUCUUAGUAAUAAUGACCGAAUGCGUGAACAUGGUUUACAAGUAAUGCGGACAGUUGAGAAGGCCAUUGCUAGAUUGGAUCAACCCGCGAAACUUGAAUCCAUGCUGUAUGAACUGGGUCAAAAACAUGUCAUGUUUGACACUAAAGUAGACUACAUGGACUUAAUUGGACCGCAGUUUAUUCUUGCAGUCAAGCCAACCAUGAAAGAUAAAUGGACAAUAGAAACUGAAGAAGCCUGGUCGGACUUUUUCAAGUAUAUAACAUCUAUAAUGAAAGAGGCAAUGAUAUUUUGAAAAUUAACGAAGCGGAUCUUUAUGAAUAUUUUUUCAUUCUUUUUUAAUUAUUGUAUCAUAUUAACUGUAUGUGUGUGUACACAACACAAGUCAAAAUUAAAUAGGAAAACAUUAGUGUACUACAAUAUAUGUAUACUCUGCAGAAUUCCCCAGAAAAUGAAUGAUGGUGGGAGGAGUACUGUUUACAUAGCAACAUGAUAAAACACAAAUAACUUAAAUUUGUUACAAAAAAAAUUAAAAUUUUAUUAAUUAUGUGUGAAUAUAACGGUCACAAAAAUCAAAUUCCGGCGGUGGCAUCUGCACCAACCAUAUUGGCCUUCCAUAAUAUAACAAGAAGCAACACACGCCAACAUAACUUCGUCCAGAAGAUGAGACUGCAAAGGUCUGAAGACGCCGAUAAUGGAUAUAGUAAUUUUAUGGUCUAAACGAUCACCAAGGAACUUAUACGGAAAUAUUUUUAAAAACUUGAGAAACAAAAUAAAACCAGACCAUAAAUAUGUUUUCAAUACAACUCACGUAAACAAACAUGUGUGUGUAUGUAUGUAUGUAUAUGUAUGUAUAU
This is a messenger RNA of Octopus sinensis (East Asian common octopus), 1556 nucleotides long. RefSeq names its product non-symbiotic hemoglobin. Gene Ontology annotation, molecular function: oxygen binding; heme binding. NCBI's taxonomy places the organism in Eukaryota, Metazoa, Mollusca, Cephalopoda, Octopoda, Octopodidae. The transcript is spliced from 5 exons. The coding region runs from base 446 to 994 and encodes 182 amino acids. The record is from RefSeq and is a predicted model, not a curated record.